Molecule: messenger RNA, 827 nt
Organism: Seminavis robusta
Lineage: Eukaryota; Bacillariophyta; Bacillariophyceae; Naviculales; Naviculaceae
Source: the annotation of a GenBank genome assembly
AUUCAAUCAGCCAGGUAUCGGUAGCAAGUGCCCAUAAAAGAAACCAACCACGAUAACUAAAGCUGAACAAAAAGAAAAAUGACGACAACAUCAGCCAUCUCUUGUGUUAUCCAAGCACUCGGUUUUGUCCACGAAGAACGUUUCCAUGAAGCCGUGGCCAAGGCGAGCAAAGCCACAGGAGGACAGAAUCGGACGCUUUGGAGCUCGGUCUUUUCCGCGACCACACUCGAGAAGCAAUUCUCGGUCGAAUACUCGUACGUGGUGCCUGGAGACCAGGAAAACAAUGCUGACAAUACAGAAGAAGUGCGAGGAGUCCUCCACUUUCAAGCUUCCCAUGAAAAAGCGUCGCGAUCGCCGGUAGUCUACUACAGAAUCCAAGGCAGUGGCAGCGACAAAGAUGGAUCAUUCCAAAUAGUGGAAGGCAGACUAUCGCCCUAUACUGGUGCGAUGUACUGGAUCCAAGAGCCAGAUCGAUCCAAUGAAUCGUUGACCCCAAUGGUUCUGGUUUCGGGUACGGCCCGACGACUCGACAGAAUCGUAGCAGGCCAAGAAACCACCAUCAAGGAGACCCAAGAAAAGAACGAUACUAGUACCGCCUUUCAUGGCAAAUGGCACGCCAGCAAUGGUACCAAGGGUGGAUUUGAAAGCUUUCACUUUCGACUGGCAUAGGUUAGUUGACGGGAAGCACGUUUUUGAUACAUCAUGCAUGAUACGUACAGAUUUUAAAAGGAGGUUCCAUUUUAAUAAUUAAACUUGUUGAAGCUCCUAGCCAAAGUGGUGUAGAACUCAGGUACUUGAGGAGAUUCGUCUCAGCGAUUAAGCCCACA